This is a messenger RNA of Dictyostelium discoideum AX4, 492 nucleotides long. RefSeq names its product EF-hand domain-containing protein (gene cbpI). Gene Ontology annotation, molecular function: calcium ion binding. The transcript is spliced from 4 exons. The record is from RefSeq and is a predicted model, not a curated record. Lineage: Eukaryota; Evosea; Eumycetozoa; Dictyosteliales; Dictyosteliaceae. The coding region runs from base 1 to 492 and encodes 163 amino acids.
AUGGCAUCAGUUUCAGAACAUUGUUUAAAUGAAAUUAAACCAACAAUUUUGAAAUGUGAUAAAAAUAAAGAUCGUCAAUAUUCAAUUGAUGAAAUUGUUCAAUUAUUAAAAAAGAAUUCAAAAAAUCCAGAAAGAUUGGCUGUAUUACUCUUUAAAUCUUUGAAUAAAAAAUUAGAUGAGUCAAUCUGUUUCAAUGACAUUGAUGAUAGAGAAAUUUCUAAAAACUGUGAUAAAUUCCAAGAUAAACCAGAAAUUGAUAUUGAAAGCUUCCUCUUAAGAUUCGAUAAAAACAAUGAUAAAAUGAUUUCCCAUCACGAAUUAAAAACCAAACUUGAUGAACUAGGUUGCGGAAAUUCAAAGAAAACUACUGAUUACGUUUUUGAACAAAUUGAUACUAACAAAGAAGGUAGUCUUUCCUAUGAAGAUCUAGAAGGUUUUGUCAAAUUUUUGAAACAAGAUAAUAAUAAAAAGACUUCACUCCCAAGCGUAUAA